UUGUGGUUUGUGUAUCGUCAUGCCGAGCAUUACAGAAUGCAUCUGCUGCAAGGAAGUCGAUGCUCUGAGCUGGAGACUUCAUGGCGUGAGAUGUGCGACAGCGCAUGACAGUUUUCACACUGUCUGCUUGCACUAUGAAGUUCUACGCAUAGCGGUAGGUGUCAUGAACGUCUCUCCAGGCUCCAUUACAGAACCUCUUACAACCAGGUAUGAUUUGAAGCAACGAUCACGUUCGUUCUCACCUGCUAGUGCAUGGUAAUUCCCUGUGUAGGCUUUUGAGACUGGCGGCUUACCGCCAAUUUACUCACUGGGCUCACGAGAUGUUGGGGAGAGGUGUACGAAUAGUCAUACCAUCGUGUGUGGUGUCUGCCGUACGCAGAGCGUUUCCAGAAGAGAGUGGGCACUAUGUUGGGUUUAGAGAUCAGGGGCGUAGACACAAUUCUAAAACUGGGGGGGCUUAACCAAGAGGCCUAAUUGUGCUUUUGCGCAUGCGCCCAGUGCACGUUCAUCACCCGACUGCAUCCGUAUCACAAUGUCUCUGAUAGCGUGGCUGCGGAAAGCGCAACAACCGGAUGGAAGUGUAACUAACUAUCCCACUGGCAUUGACCAUGAAAGCAAUGUCUCAGGUGAAGAAGACGCCCAAGAGCACGCCCAAACUAGCAACGUGGCUGGACCAGCCUCUACAAGUUCUGAAAGCGGCCACCACUCUCACCAGCCCGACGCAACUGAUGCCUCCGAGACAAGACCGGUUGCUGGCGCCCAGCCUCAGCCCACCUUGAUGCCUUGGAGUCCUCACCAACCCUUGCUGUCCUUCCCAUAUCGCACAUUUGCUAAGCAGCAGCGAGCAUUCUGUUCUUCUUGGUAUAGAAGAUACCCGUGGUUGCAUUAUCAAGAAGCAGAUGACAAAGUCUUCUGCUUCUACUGCCAGGUGGCGGAGAAGAAGGACUUAGGCUCAGUUGCUCUGCGCGCUGGGAACUUGGACGAUAAAUUCGUGAGAACUGGCUUUACAGACUGGAAGAAAGCACUCACUAAAUUUGAAAAACAUCAGAAAUCAGUCUUUCAUCGUGAUGCUAUGGAUAUGGUGGUUGGCAAGGAACAGAAUGUUGGGCAAAUGCUAGGGAAAGGUUAUGCAGAAGAAAUGGUUGAGAAUAGGAAUAUGUUACAGAUAAUUAUUAGUUGCAUUCGAUACCUUGCUCGGCAAGGUCUCGCCAUGCGUGGUCGGUCUAAACCUGAAGGUAGUGUCGCUCUUGAAAGGGAUUCCAACUUAAUGCAACUCCUCAUUAUGCGUGCUGAAGACAAUCCGAGGCUCUGGAAAUGGUUAGGCAAAUGCCAGGCCAAGUUCACAAGCCCCUGUAUACAAAAUGAAAUUCUCAGUAUCAUGGCAUUAAUGAUUCUGAGAGAUGUUGUUAGGAAGGUAUCGGGAAAGUGGUACACUAUCAUGGUAGAUGAAACUACAGAUUUGUCCAAUACUGAACAAAUGGUCUUCUGUCUUCGAUACGUAGAUGAUGAUCUGGAAGUCCAUGAGGAAGUAAUAGGGCUGUAUAGCUUAGACUCAACUUCUGCUGACUCUAUACUAGCAACAGUUCAAGAUAUCCUGUUACGCAUGAAUCUAAGGAUUGACCAUUGCCGAGGCCAGUGCUACGACGGCGCUAGUAACAUGGCAGGAGCGAAGUCAGGCGUUGCAAAAAGACUAAAUGAUCUAGAGCCCCGUGCGUUGUACACACACUGCUAUGGUCAUGCAUUAAACCUAGCGACUCAGGAUGUGUUGAAAGGUAUCAAGGUCAUGCGAAGUGCUCUGGAGACCGUACAUGAAAUUACUAAGUUGAUAAAAAAAUCACCCAAACGUGAAAGCAUCUUCAAGAAGUUUAAAGAUGUUGUCACUGCUGGCUCUCCAGGACUACGGAUUCUUUGUCCUACACGAUGGACGGUCAGGGCUGAGGCAUUAACGUCAAUAUCUGAAAACUACACUACACUUCAGAUGACUUGGGAUGUGGCAAAAGAAGCCACAAAGGAUACUGAGAUGAGAGCUAGAAUUGGAGGAAUCGCUUUGCAGAUGGACACAUUUGACUUCGUUUAUGGUGUUGAACUUGGAAGAAAGCUGCUGAACAUAGUGGACAACCUGUCCCGAUCCUUACAGAGUUCUACUAUUUCAGCAUGCGAAGGCCAAAAGCUAGUCAGUACUACAACAACAACUAUCCAGUCAAUGAGAUCUGAUGAGUGCUUUGAUAUAUUUUGGAAGUACGUUGAACGCAAAAGAUUGUCACUUCAAGUGCCAUCCCCUACCCUUCCACGACGUAGGAAAGUUCCAAGACAAUUCGAGGUAGGAGAAGGUGCAACAGUACAUCCAGUAGAAGUGAAGGAGAUCUAUCGAAGGGCUUACUUUGAGGCCAUUGACUUGAUUUUAGCAGCAGUCAAAGAUAGAUUUCAUCAGAAAGGAUUCAACAUGUUACAGAAAUUAGAGACAGUUGUAACUUCUCUUCAGCAACCCCAGCAAUCGGAAGCACUGAAAGAGAUUGUCAAUUUUUAUGGUGAUGAUUUCAGUCACCCAGACCGACUUCAAACACAGCUCACUCUUCUUCAUGCAGGUACUGAACAGCCACUGACGGAUGUACGGUCUCUGGUCGUAUACCUCAAAUCCUUAAGCAGUGCAGAAAGACAGUUUUUUUCUGAAGUCAUCAAAGUAGUCAAGCUCAUUCUGGUAAUGCCGGCAACAAACGCCACAAGUGAAAGAAGUUUUAGUGCUCUCCGUAGACUCAAGACAUGGCUACGUUCUACAAUAAGUGAAUGUCGUCUCAACUGGUCUAUGAUACUCCAUAUCCAUAAGGACAAAACUGAUGCAUUACCAAUAAAAGGUGUUGCGAAUGAGUUUGUUACACGUAAUGAAAGCAGAAGACGACUAUUCGGACACUUUGAUUAAACUCUUUUGAAUUAGUAAAUGUAGUGUUGUGUUGUACGCGUACUGCCUAUCCCUUAAUGUAUCAAAGAUUUGAAAUACAAGUCUCAAAUUCUGGGGGGGCUUGAGC
Corticium candelabrum is the source of this 3023-nucleotide messenger RNA. Its product is annotated as zinc finger MYM-type protein 1-like. Lineage: Eukaryota; Metazoa; Porifera; Homoscleromorpha; Homosclerophorida; Plakinidae. The record is from RefSeq and is a predicted model, not a curated record. Gene Ontology annotation, molecular function: protein dimerization activity. The coding region runs from base 533 to 2917 and encodes 794 amino acids. The transcript has a single exon.